This is a messenger RNA of Momordica charantia (bitter melon), 1382 nucleotides long. Its product is annotated as putative 6-phosphogluconolactonase 4, chloroplastic. Gene Ontology annotation, molecular function: 6-phosphogluconolactonase activity. NCBI's taxonomy places the organism in Eukaryota, Viridiplantae, Streptophyta, Magnoliopsida, Cucurbitales, Cucurbitaceae. Gene Ontology annotation, biological process: pentose-phosphate shunt; carbohydrate metabolic process. The record is from RefSeq and is a predicted model, not a curated record.
UCACUUGUUCUGCUCUCUGCUAUAUUAUGGCUUCCUCUUCUCUCUCACUUCCAGCCACCCUUCGUACACUCUCCUCCACUCUGCGAACCCCUCCUAAGAUUUCUUUCCCGCUUCACUCUCUGCCGGUUUCAUCGAAGCCCCGCGAUUUCUCCCUCGCCUUCACUCAGAUUUUUUCUGGGGUUUCCGAGUUACAGCCCAAGAAGCGGCUCGGUAUAAGAGCUAUUGCGUCGGCUACUGAUAUGGCAUCGGAGAAGAGGGUCUUCGAUUCAGGGGAAGAUCUAGCAGUUUCUGUAGCCGAAUACACCGCUGCUUUGUCGGAUCAGUUUGCUAAGAAGAGGGGUGCUUUCACUGUGGUUCUGUCUGGUGGAUCUCUUAUCAAAUGCCUCAGAAAAUUGGUGGAGCCACCAUAUGUUGAUUCAAUAGACUGGUCCAAAUGGCAUGUGUUUUGGGUUGAUGAGAGAGUUGUUCCCAAGGAUCACGCUGACAGCAACUACAAGCUCGCUUAUGAUGGUUUUCUCUCUAAGGUGCCAAUUCUUCCUGGUCACGUUUAUGCUAUUAAUGAUGCAUUAUCAGCUGAGGGUGCAGCUGAAGAUUAUGAAACCUGUCUGAAGCAUUUGGUGACUACCAAAGUGGUUGAUGUCUCUGCAGCAAGCGGGUUCCCAAAAUUUGAUCUUAUGCUUCUUGGUAUGGGCCCAGAUGGUCAUGUGGCUUCUUUAUUCCCAGGUCAUCCCCUUCUCAACGAGAAUCAGAAAUGGGUUGCCUUCAUCAAGGAUUCCCCAAAACCGCCCCCAGAGAGAAUCACUUUCACCUAUCCGGUUAUCAACUCAUCAGAAUACAUUGCACUUGUGGUUCCCGGUGCUAGCAAAGUGGAUGCUGUGUAUACAGCAUUAGGAGGAGGAAAUCCUCAAAAUGCUGAAACAUUACCUGUUCAGAGGGUCGCUCCUGAAGGUGUUUUGACGUGGUUCUUGGACAAGGAUGCAGCUUCGAAGCUGUAGUGUAAACGAGAUAUGUCAAUCAGACGUAGCAUCCAUGGUGUGUUAGGCUUAUGGUAUGCAUUUGAAUAAGAGAAUCUGUAUGUUCACAUCUGGGUUGGAGUGAAUAAAUGUAGUUUGAAGUUUGUUGGGAGUUUUCCGACCCAUUCCUUUUGGUUAACGCAAAUAUUUAGUGCUAAAAAUGGUAUUGUUGGAGUAGUGGGAAACUUGAAAAGGGAAGAAUUCUACAAUUGACAUAAUAAUUGAAGAAGACAGUGGGCAGUGGUCUGAUCGAUGCUUUUUUGCUUUAGGAAGGAAGAUGGCUUUGAUUUACAAGACAGAGCGAAAGCCAAAGUAUGUUGUGUUGUCACUAUCUGUGUGGAAUAUAGAGCAGCCAAGUUCGGUCCUAAA